AUGGUACUAGGACAGUCGUUAUCAAAGUUUGAUAGUUCUCCUCUACCUAACCUAUCUGAUUAUCAUCAAGUUGUUGGUACUCUACAAUCUUUGGCUCAUACAUGUCCUGACAUUUCCUUUACUGUCAGUAAGUUGGGUCAGUUUUUAUCUGCACCCACUCUUCUUUACUGGCAAGCUACAUGUCCAGAUGAUCGAUGGUUUACUAGUGGCUAUCUCAUUUUCUUAGGCGAUGCAUUGGUUUCUUGGUCCUCUAAGAAGCAGGCAGUGGUUGCUUGUUCGAGUGCAGAAUCAGAGUAUUACUCUCUUGCUCACACAGCUUUUGAACUUUGUGGCUUUGAUCUUUGA
Molecule: messenger RNA, 345 nt
Organism: Prosopis cineraria
Lineage: Eukaryota; Viridiplantae; Streptophyta; Magnoliopsida; Fabales; Fabaceae
Exons: 2
Coding region: 1-345 (114 amino acids)
Source: RefSeq, a predicted model, not a curated record